GACUGCUUCAAUGCAGCAGCAGUCAAGCGUUGGCUUCCGACGCGUAACGUUGUGCUACAGUAUUUUCUUCUUGUUAUAGUACGACGAACAAAAACAUAUUCAAGAAACAAACUGACUUUGACAAAUAGAAAGAAGUGAUUUCAAUUUCCACAAAAUUAAAUGGUGCACACAAAUCAGCGGUGAUACACAUAUAUUAAAAUGAUAUAUUUAAUUGCUUUGUCAGUGAUAGUGGGUGCCCUAGGAAUUUAUUAUUACGUCUUCAAAGAUGUAAAUUAUUUUAAAAAACAUGGCAUACCACAUAAGCGGCCUCUUCCUCUACUAGGAAAUAUGGGACCAUCGAUUUGUCGUUUGCAGUCGGUAGCCGAACUUGUCAAAGAAAUAUAUAAUCUAAAUCGUGAAGCCAAGUACGUUGGUUUCUUUGAUAUGACUCUUCCAAUUGUAAUGAUACGCGAUCCUGAGCUCAUUAAAUCCAUCACGUUGAAACACUUUGACAAUUUUAUGGACCACCGUAGUUUCGUGGAUGAAAAUAUAGAGCCAUUAUUUGGCAAAAAUCUUUUCGCCCUUCGCGGAGAGAAAUGGCGACAGGUACGAUCUUUAUUGAGUCCAGCAUUUACGGGAAGCAAAAUGAAAAGCAUGUUUAAGCUAAUGUCAGACUGUGGCGUUGACUUCACCAAUUACUUGGCACGAUUGCCACCGGAAAAGAGAAUAUUGCAAACGAAAGAUGUCUUUACCAGAUACACUAAUGACGUGAUUGCUACUUGCGCUUUUGGCAUUAGUGUUGAUUCUAUGAAAAAUCCAGAGAACCAAUUUUAUGUGUACGGUAAAGAAGCCACCACUUUCAACAUUGUUACCCUAUUAAAGUUAUACAUAUUUAGAAGCUUACCUUGGAUUGCACGAUUGAUCAAUUUGAAAUUUGUCCGUAAGCAGAUAGCAGAUUUCUUCCGAAAUCUCGUAGAAACCACCAUAGAAACCAGAGAUGCGAAUGGUAUCGUUCGCCCUGAUAUGUUGCAACUGAUGAUGGAAAACAGGAGUAAAGAGGGCAAGGCAAAAUUGACCGCUGAUGAUAUGGUAGCACAGGCAUUCAUCUUUUUUUUUGGUGGCUUCGAUAGUACUUCAACAUUAAUGUGUUUUGCUGCUCACGAAAUGGCGGUAAACCAAGAUAUACAAGAAAAGCUACAAAAAGAGGUCGAUAAGGUUUUGGAAGAAACGAAUGGACAGAUAUCUUACGAAGCUAUUAAUGGUAUGGAAUAUUUGGAUGCUGUACUCGACGAAGCUCUCAGAAUGUAUCCGGUUGCCGUAGCAAUGGACAGAGUGUGCGGAAAAGAUUUCGAGCUGCCGCCGGCGUUACCAGGAUUAAAACCAUUUAUUGUAAAGAAAGAUCAAGGCAUAUGGAUACCGACUUAUGGACUUCAGCAUGAUCCUAAAUACUUCGAAGAUCCGGAAAGGUUUGAUCCUGAACGGUUUCUUGGUGAACGAAGAAAGGAGAGUCUCAAUUGCGGGGGCUACGUUCCUUUCGGUCUUGGUCCCAGAAUGUGCAUAGGUAACAGAUUUGCCUUGCUGGAAACAAAGGUUCUACUUUUCCAUCUACUGGCCCGUUGCGAUUUGAGGACUUGUAAGAAGACGCCAAUGCCACUCAAGAUUGCUAAGGAUGGCUUCAAUAUGAAGCCUGAAGGUGGUUUCUGGUUGGAGGUGCUACCAAGAAAAAGUGUACAUCACACUAUUGGAGUUAAUGUUAGCAAUGGAAUACACUAAAUAUGAUGUGUAAGCAAUAGAAUCAAAAUAUGAAACGGGACAUUUCUUCGACAUUCUUAAUUAUUUGUGAAGAAGAUGCUUAUGUUGGUGCAAGUUCCAGUAAUAACGCUAGAAUUCUGCAUUAAAAUAUUCUAGCAUUAAGAAUAUUUCUGCUAUAUUAAACAAAAUUUUAUUAUUUUUUGAAAUUUCUGAGAUAGCGUCAAAAGAUGGGAAAAAAUUUGAUUGACCGUUAUUUCUUAUCUUGAGGUAUUAUCGUUCAAUUUAUAUUGCUUUUUGUUGUGAUGUAGAUAACUACAAUUAUUGCUGUCGUAAUAGUCAUUUGUAAGUUUCCAUUGCUUCUUUAAAUUUUUAAAAGAGAAUUUUCACAAUUGUUUAUGUAAAAUCUUGUUAUGCAGGCAAGUACGUUAUUAAAAAUGACUUCGAUAAACGAUUAUGUACAGCUAUAAUAAAAAACAAAAUUCAUUUGUAUAUAAAUACAAAAAUAUUACAUGUAAAUAGUAAAAUUAGAAUAAACAUACUAUAAAGAUUAGCUAUAGAGAAUGUUGCUUUAUUAUUACAGAAUAUUGUUUUAACUAUUUUUUAAUACAUUUUUUAAUAUUUAGAUAUUAUAUCUCUAUAUGUGUGUAUUUUCAUAUACAUGUAUAUAUACUUUGGUUCAUUGAAUCAAUAUCUGAAAAUACUUUAAUUUAGUACUGCUCAACUAACCUUACUAACGUAGCAAUGCGAAUUAUUUAUCGCAUUAGCAAUUGUUUAUUGUUCUAUAAUGUUUAAAUGUUCAAAUUGCCCAAAUACUAGUCAAAGUUGCUAUCUUCUGUAUUCAUUGUUACAAUGAUAAAAGCACAUUAUCCAAACUAUGUUUAUACUGUCAAUGCAUUGGAAACAAGUGGAUUGAUCCUAGGACAUUGUAAUACGUAAUUUUUCGUCUUCUCUUAAAUUUUUUUUUCUGUCAAGUAUUUAAUCGAUUCGAUAACUUCAAAAUUUAUAUAUUUGUAUAUUGUUAAUUUUUGAAAAAGAAAUGCUCUUUGAAGCUAGGAUUUAUAAUUCUUAAUACGUGCACAAAAGUCUGUUGUUUGCAACAUCUCGCAUUUCAAAAACGCGUUUCCGCUUCUGAUCUUCCCUUUUAGUUAUAAUUUUCAAUUACAAUAUUCUCAUUUAAAAAUUAUUCUUUGUACGUUAAAGAUCGCGUAAUCUUUUAUUUAAAAUAAAUAUAAUAAGAAUUAAAAAUUGAUCUAGCUAUGACCUAUAAGACUUUUCAUUUAAUAUUGUGUUUUCACACAUAUUGAUCAAACUUUAUUCAAUAUGAUUAAAAAUUGAUUCUUACGUAUCACGUAAUCGAUUGAUCUGUACCUUGUAACAUGAAUUUCUUUUUAAUAUAAUUUUUGUAUUGACCUUAAAUGAAAUAUUACAAGUGAAACAAACGAAUAAACAAUUUAUUUAAAUGGAAAUGAACAGCAUCCAGUAUUCGCAAUAAUGUUCGAUCUCAUUGAAAUAAAUUGUUCAUUCCUGUUUGUUGAUAUUCCUUUACUCGGUUUGGAUUCAGCUUCAUAAAAUAUUAUAUUUUCACAGUUCGUUAUUUCAUGUAUUACAUGUAUUACAUAAUAUAAUAUAGAACGUAUACAAUUUGAA
Molecule: messenger RNA, 3378 nt
Organism: Solenopsis invicta (red fire ant)
Lineage: Eukaryota; Metazoa; Arthropoda; Insecta; Hymenoptera; Formicidae
Product: cytochrome P450 9e2
Exons: 2
Coding region: 199-1752 (517 amino acids)
Molecular function (GO): monooxygenase activity; iron ion binding; heme binding
Source: RefSeq, a predicted model, not a curated record